Aspergillus wentii DTO 134E9 is the source of this 2382-nucleotide messenger RNA. RefSeq lists its product as uncharacterized. The coding region runs from base 1 to 2382 and encodes 793 amino acids. The transcript has 5 exons. Lineage: Eukaryota; Fungi; Ascomycota; Eurotiomycetes; Eurotiales; Aspergillaceae. Gene Ontology annotation, cellular component: membrane. The record is from RefSeq and is a predicted model, not a curated record.
AUGCCUGUCAUCUCGCGUCUGGUCUCGAUUGUCUUCCGCGUGGCGCAAAUCGUCUUUGGCGCUGUCGUCGCGGGCAUCAUCGGUCAUUACCUCGCUCAGUUCCACCAUCUCGAGGCCUGGCCUCAGGCCCGAUGGAUCUACACCGAAGCCGUGGCGGGUGUAUCCAUCCUCCUAGGCCUGAUCUGGUUGAUUCCGUUCUCUUCAAGCUUCUUUUCCUGGCCGUUUGAUGUCAUCAUCUCCCUCGCCUGGUUCGCCGCCUUCGGUAUCCUCGUCGAUGCUAUCCACAAGUUCAACUGCGGUGGUGUCUGGCACUGGACUGGUCUUACGGAGAACUCUGAGUGUGGCCGAUGGAAGGCCGCCGAGGCUUUCAGCUUCUUGUCUGCCUGUGUCUGGCUCGUUUCUGCUAUCAUUGGUGUCUGGUUCACCUUCCGCUCCAAGGACUCUUCUGGUGGACGUCGCUGGGGCCAUUCAAGCUCGAGAUCUUCCUCGUUUGAAAAGACCCCUCGAGGAGACCAGGACUAUGCGUUGGAGAUCCUGGACCCCGAUGAUGACUCUGGCAGCAGCCAGUUCGUGACGGUCCCCCGUGGCAGCGCCGACUCCGCCAGACACGAGCAGGAAUAUAGCAGCGAACCUCUGCUGCCCACGUCUGUCCCGCAUCCUCAGCCCGAGCAUAAAAGAGCAGAUCGCUUCUCUUGUACUAUCCCGGGGAUUAUUGCGUGGAUCAAGGGGCCAUUGCCGCCUCACAAGUACCACAUAACCCCGUUACUCCGUCGCUGGCAAACUGCCCCAGAGCGUCUAAUCGAGAGACGCUUCCCCAGCAAAAGAUUCAAAAUAUGCCUUCUUUUGGCUUCUUUGGUCCUCUGGGGGAUUGUGUUUAUCUCGGUUUUGCAUUCUUCUGUCUCUAGCCAGGUAGUCCCAGGAUUUGGAAAGCCGGUCAAGCUUUCAUGUCAAAGUAGACUCUGGGAUGAUUCUUCUGAAUGUGGACUCAAUGGAGAUGCUUGCCGUCCGUUUGACAAGGAAGCAUUCGCCUUUAGUUGUCCUGCGGGCUGCUCGGCAGCCAUGGUUCUGGAGCCAUAUACCGUGGGCCCCCAGGAAGUCAAUUACCGGAAUCUGGUUGUCGGAGGUGAUUCUGGUAUCUAUCGCGGUGAUUCUUUUAUUUGUCCUGCAGCAUUGCAUGCUGGAGUCAUCGCUGACCAAAAAGGCGGCUGCGGUAUCCUCCGUCGUACGGGCGAGAAGAGCAAAUUUGCUUCCGUUGAUAAGAAUGGGAUCUCUAGCAUUGAUUAUCCGUCCAAUUUCCCGCUCAGUUUCACCUUUGGUGGAGGUCAAUCAGAUGAACAGGACAUCCAGUGCAGUCAGGAUCUCCGAUGGCCCUUGUUCGCCCUUGCAGUGGCUGUGACGACAAUGUUAUCCCUUUCCAUCGCCUCCCCCGCAGCAUUCUACGCCUCCAUCUUCUUCAUCUCCUAUUUCCAAGUUGCUCUAUCUUCUGACCCCCCAGAGAACCCGGAUUAUUAUGAAGUCGUCUCUACGGGACUGGGCCGAUUUCUUCCCACCGCAUUUGUCGGGUUCGCCAUAUAUUAUUUCUGUGUUAGGCAUACACUAAAGGACCUCGAUGCCCACUGGGACAAGACGGUUUUGUGGCUUGGUCCCUUCUGGGUUGGGGCUUUAAACACAGACACAUUCGACAAAAUCCCAAUCUCGCGUCUCACUCCACAUGAUAUUCAACAGCAGCCAGGCGCCAUCCCCGCCCUGAUAAUCAUCGUCAGUCUCCUCGUUCUCAUCGUGAUCACCCAAGCCCUCGCGUUCAGAAAUGAAGGUCGACUGCCCAAAAUGCUGGCUAUCUAUGGAACCAUGGUUGGUGGUAUUGUGGCCCUGGUUCUCGUACCAAACAUGAACUUGCGAAUCCACCAUUAUAUCCUUGCCCUCCUCUUUCUACCCGGGACAACGAUGCAAACCAGACCUUGUUUGCUUUAUCAAGGCCUUUUGGUUGGCCUGUUCGUCAAUGGUAUCGCACGAUGGGGCUAUGAUAGCAUCCUCCAAACCCCAGGUUCCCUGCUCAAUGGUGCUCAACUGGGAAGUGCCCUCCCGGAAAUCGCAGCUCCUCUCAUUCCCUCCAGCCAGGAUAUUAUCUUUUCAUUCCCCGAUAUAGAAGAAGCUGCCGGUAUCAGUGUGCUUGUUAAUGAUGUUGAGCGCUUCCGCUCCUUCACAUCGGACGAUGGUACAGUUGAUACAUUCAACUGGACUCGUCAUAAAGAGGAUGAUCCUGAGUAUUUCCGUUUUGCAUAUAUUCAGUUGAACGCGCUGGGUGGGUUUUGGUAUGAAGAUUUCUCCCCGCCGGUUACUUGGGAUGUAAAUGGAGGUUGGAACCAGACAAAAUCUGGUUGA